AUGGCGCGGCUGUCGCCGUUGCUGCGCGUCGGCCGGUCCGCGACCGCGGCGGUGUAUCGACCGCUGGUGGGGUUGUUCGGGGGCGCGUGGGGUGACGUCGUCGCGGUGGUAACGGUCGCGACGUCGCCGUUACGCGCGGCGUUCGCAGCCGCCGCGCGUCUCUUCGGCGUCGUCGCCGCGUCGUCGCCGGCGCUUCGAACCGUCUUCGCGCCGAUCGCGGCCGCGUCCAAAGGCGUCGCGCGCGUCGCGUCCGCGGCGACCGCGGUCACGGUCACGGUCACGGCGGCGGGCGGCGGCGGCGGCGGCGGCGCGGCGUCCUCUUUCGCGUGGUGGCUCGACGCGCGGUUAUGGCGCGAGUUUGGCGUGUACGUGUUUCGAGCGACUCAACGCGCGGCGAACGUGUUCGCGUUCGCGCUGACCGCGGCGCUCAGGCACCGGAGAAGCUCGCAGAUCGCGACGCGGAGGUGGUGGCGGCGGACGCGCGCGAAGUGGGCGGCGGCGAAGAACGCGUCGUCGCCGACGGGGAGCGACGGCCACGAGAAGACGGAGUGA
Micromonas pusilla CCMP1545 is the source of this 552-nucleotide messenger RNA. RefSeq lists its product as uncharacterized. Bases 1 to 552 code for a protein of 183 amino acids. The transcript has a single exon. Lineage: Eukaryota; Viridiplantae; Chlorophyta; Mamiellophyceae; Mamiellales; Mamiellaceae. The record is from RefSeq and is a predicted model, not a curated record.